ACACACACACACCCUAAGCUGAGACUCAUAUGACCCCUCUGAGGGGUGGGAGCAGAGCUGAUUGCUUUUCAACAUCUGACUAAUAACUGUUGACACUUUCUGACCUGUCUAUUUGCUGUUCUGAAGUUCGUCCUCAGUGCAGGUCAACAGAGUAAGAACAGCUGCACUGCAAUGGCUGCCUUCCUUCAUCACUGCCCCUUCCUAAAGUCUGUGCCUAAGCCAGCUUUGAGGAGAACUGGAGCCACCUUGCUGUCUCUGGCCGAUCAAUGCCCCAUCAUCACUCGCCAGAUCAGUGUGAGCGGCACAGCCUCUCUGGAGGCCAAGGUGGGCGUCUCACCCAUCAAACCCAAGAGUCACCAACUUCCCACAGUUGAGCAAAGGAGGCUGUUUGCUCAGAGAGCUACUCAGGUGGCUGUGUCUGUAUCGAAGGGCUGCCCCUUUGUCACCUCUGAGAUUGGGAUUGUCCAAGCCAGCCCUGAAGUACAGGAGGACGUCCAAGAUGGUUUGAUGACUUCUCUGUUGAAGGGUUUAAAGGAUGCAAUCAUCCCAACACCAGCUCAAACCAACACUGUCACCCACCUCCUCAAAGACAACAUGGUUGGUCCCAGCUACGACUAUGACCGCUUCUUUAUUGAGAAGAUCUCUGAGAAAAAAAAGGACCACACGUACAGAGUCUUCAAGACCGUGAACAGGAGCGCUGAGGUCUUCCCGUUUGCUGAGGAUUACUCCAUCUCUGGGCGGGAGGGUUCCCAGGUGUCCGUCUGGUGCAGCAAUGACUAUUUGGGAAUGAGUCGACACCCACAGGUGCUCAGUGCGAUCAGAGAUGCUGUGGAAAAGCACGGCGCAGGAGCAGGCGGGACCAGGAACAUCUCAGGCACCAGUAACUUCCAUGUGUCACUGGAAAAGGAGCUGGCACAGCUGCACCAGAAAGACGCAGCUCUGGCCUUCUCCUCCUGCUUUGUGGCAAAUGACUCCACCCUCUUCACUUUGGCUAAGAUGCUGCCAGGGUGCGAGAUCUACUCUGAUGCAGGGAACCACGCAUCGAUGAUUCAGGGCAUCAGGAACAGCGGAGCCAAGCGCUUCAUCUUCCGCCACAAUGACAGUCGACACCUGGAGGAACUGCUGCAACGCUCUGACCACAAAACACCCAAAAUAGUAGCAUUCGAGACUGUGCACUCAAUGGAUGGUGCCAUAUGUCCUCUGGAAGAUCUUUGCGAUGUCGCUCAUCGUUAUGGAGCUCUGACGUUUGUUGAUGAAGUUCAUGCUGUGGGCCUGUACGGAGCCCAUGGAGCUGGAGUGGGAGAGAGGGACAACAUUAUGCACAAGAUUGACAUUGUUUCUGGGACUUUAGGCAAAGCCUUUGGAUGUUUUGGAGGCUACAUCGCCAGCAGCGCCGCCCUGGUGGACACAGUGCGCUCCUUCGCAGCCGGCUUCAUCUUCACCACUGCCCUGCCCCCGAUGGUCCUGGCUGGAGCCAUGGAGUCUGUCCGGAUCCUGAAGAGCCCCGAGGGGCAGGUGCUCCGCAGAGCCCACCAGAGGAAUGUCAAACACAUGAGGCAGCUGCUCAUGGAUAAGGGCCUACCUGUGGUCAACUGUCCUAGCCACAUCAUCCCCAUACGGGUGGGCAACGCUGAGCUCAACACCAAGGUGUGUGACACCCUGCUGGAGAGACACAACAUCUACGUCCAGGCCAUCAACUACCCCACGGUGCCUCGUGGUGAGGAGCUGCUGCGCCUGGCUCCAUCUCCUCAUCACAACCCCGCCAUGAUGGACUACUUUGUGGAGAAACUGGUGGAGGUGUGGCAGGAGGCAGGGCUCCAGAUCAGCAGCCCGGCCACAGCUUCCUGCACCUUCUGUGACCGCCCACUGCAUUUUGACCUUAUGAGUGAGUGGGAAAGAUCCUACUUCGGCAACAUGGAACCACAAUACAUUACUGUGUUGGCAUAAUACCAAAGUACAUGUAGCUUCUCAACACAAGUUAGACAUACAGUAAAUGGAUACAUGUAAUUCUAAAUUCAACAUCUUUUUAAAUUAUAAAGUCCUUCUUCAAGUGCACUGAGAAGAGUACUGAUUUUAGCGAUUUUAGUGAUUUUUGUGAGUGGUAUGAACUAAAUUCCAAUAUUUAUUUCUGUUUUCCUGUAUUUAUGCUUAUUAAAUUAUGUGCUGUCAUGGAUAUGAUUAAAAAAGUGUGCCUUCUCCAUUUCAAAAGCAUAAAACCUGCACAUUGGGCACUUUCUUAAAUCUAUUAUCUAGGUGUGAUGGUUUGACUUAAAAUAUAUUUAAUUUCA
Messenger RNA from Sander lucioperca (pikeperch), 2288 nucleotides. RefSeq names its product aminolevulinate, delta-, synthase 2 (gene alas2). Bases 172 to 1947 code for a protein of 591 amino acids. The record is from RefSeq and is a predicted model, not a curated record. Lineage: Eukaryota; Metazoa; Chordata; Actinopteri; Perciformes; Percidae. Gene Ontology annotation, molecular function: pyridoxal phosphate binding; 5-aminolevulinate synthase activity. Gene Ontology annotation, cellular component: mitochondrion; mitochondrial matrix. The transcript is spliced from 10 exons. Gene Ontology annotation, biological process: heme biosynthetic process; hemoglobin biosynthetic process; erythrocyte development.